Messenger RNA from Penicillium samsonianum, 795 nucleotides. RefSeq lists its product as uncharacterized. The coding region runs from base 1 to 795 and encodes 264 amino acids. The record is from RefSeq and is a predicted model, not a curated record. The transcript has 5 exons. NCBI's taxonomy places the organism in Eukaryota, Fungi, Ascomycota, Eurotiomycetes, Eurotiales, Aspergillaceae.
AUGGUUCAAUCAGAUCCGAUCGAGGAUCUAGAAGUUAACUUGUUUGAUUGGCCAAGGCUGGAUGCACAGCACCUUCUCUGGAGAAUAUAUAACGGCUAUGUAUUGAAUCCUGCGAUAUCCAGAUCUCGAGAGAUGAAGAUCGCGGAGAUUGGCACAGAUUUAGCAUCUCAGCUUCCCCAAAGCGCCCAACUAGAUGGCUUUGACUUGUCUGAGGAGCAAUUUCCCCACCAAGAUAUUUGGCCGGCGAAUAUAACCUUUAACAAGCUUGAUGCCUUUGGAGAUGUGCCUGACCAUCUCGCUAACAAAUAUGACGUGGUCCACCUACGAUUUUGGUGUUGUAUCGUGAGAAACAAUGACCCAACUCGACUCAUACGACAUGCAGCAGGUCUCCUGAAACCUGGCGGUUACCUUCAAUGGGAGGACGCCGACACCGGGAAAAAUGUGCUUCGAGGAGAAAUAGCAGAACAGUUUGCACGAGUGGCGAGAUCGACCUUUACGGCUCAAGGACUUCACUUCGACUGGCUUGGCAAAAUACAGGAACACGUCAGACAACAGGGCUUGGAUGUUUUGGCCAGUGAAAUCGGAGAGAUUCCUCCUGGCCUUGUUCCCCUCUGCACCACUACGUAUUUGGCGGGGCACGUCGAGAUCUUUCGCACUACGGAGACCUUCCAGGAAUCACAGACUCCAGAUGACAGCAGGUGCAGGGACCUCUUGCUGGAAUUGUUGGCAGCAGUCAAACAGGGGGCAGCAUACCAUUGGCGUCCAAUAACGCUUCUUGCGCAGAAACCUUCAUGA